This is a messenger RNA of Adelges cooleyi (spruce gall adelgid), 687 nucleotides long. RefSeq lists its product as uncharacterized. The transcript is spliced from 19 exons. The record is from RefSeq and is a predicted model, not a curated record. NCBI's taxonomy places the organism in Eukaryota, Metazoa, Arthropoda, Insecta, Hemiptera, Adelgidae. Bases 56 to 646 code for a protein of 196 amino acids.
GGUUGUGUAUUGUAGAAAUAUUUUUCAGAAUUACAAAAGUUCAUUGAUACAAAAUAUGCAAAAAUCUACAAUUUUUUUUAUGUUUUUCAUUAUGAUGGAAAUAGCAUUGGUCACACAAGGUCGACCAUAUCCAAGUGGGAAAAAUGAGGUGGAAAAAAAGUUGAUUGGUGGUCAAUCGUCAAAUGCCCCAAAAGGUGAUGAAGUGCUAAGGAUCCCAAUAGAUCAUUUACUGACAGAUAUCCGAAUAGGUGAAGAUGAGGAGAAUGGUGGUGAAUCGUCAAAUGCCUCCAUAGGUGAUGAACCGGAGAAUGUCCAACUAAGUGGUCAAUCGUCAAAUAUCCCAAAAGGUGAUGAACCGGAGAAUGUCCAAUUAGGUGGUCAAUCGUCAAAUAUCCCAAAAGGUGAUGAACCGGAGAAUGUCCAAUUAGGUGGUGAAUCGUCAAAUAUGCCAAAAGGUGAUGAACCGGAGAAUGUCCAAUUAGGUGGUCAAUCGUCAAAUAUGCCAAAAGGUGAUGAACAGGAGAAUGUCCAAUUAGUUGGUGGCAAGCAGUCAAAUAAACCUAAAGGUUGCGGGGGUUCAUUAAAACGACUUUGUUCAACUGUCCCAUGCCAGUUGUGUAGAAAGGCUCCUCCGACAAAUGACUAAUGAGACACCUUGUAUAAAAUGUUGCUGCAAUCCGUGCUGGU